AGAGAGAGAGAGCGAGCGAGGCACAGGUGAAGCGCACGAGCCUCAACGUCUGCAUGAGGAAAACACGGUGACGAGGAAGAAGCAGCAGCAGAGGCGAGGCGGAGGACUCCAGAGAAGACACACACGCGCACACUCAUUGCGGCUUGUUGCUGUUUUUUAACGGGUCGCUUCUUCCCGGUUCCUCCCCUUCCUCCUUCGCCUCCUCCUCCUCCCUCCUCCUGCUCUCCCGCCGGUAUCGAUCCGUCAGCGGCUGAUCACCGAUCACAUUCACUCCGAGUCGACGCCUGGUGACAGCACACUCAGAAAAGGAAAGGAAAGGAAGGAAAGGAGAAAGGAGAAGUGGAUUUGUGACGGGAGGGGGGGCCGAGAAGACCACCUCACCUCACCGAGCCGAACCGAACCGAACCGAAGCGGGAGAUGGAGGGCAAAGAGAAGGCACCGGCAGAGCCGCAGUUGAAGGGCAUCGUCACACGUCUCUUCAGUGAGCAGGGUUUCUUCCUGCAGAUGCAGCCUGAUGGAGCCAUCAGUGGAAACAAGGACGAGAACAGCGACUACACUCUGUUUAACCUGAUCCCCGUGGGUCUGAGGGUCGUGGCGAUGCAGGGCGUGAAGGCGGGACUUUACAUGGCCAUGAACGCAGAGGGAUUCCUCUACACAUCAGAUGUGUUCACGGCAGAAUGUAAGUUUAAGGAGUCCGUGUUCGAGAACUACUACGUCAUCUACUCGUCAACGCUGUACCGGCAGCACGAGUCGGGCCGCGCCUGGUUCCUGGGCCUCAACAAGGAGGGCGUCAUCAUGAAGGGAAACCGAGUGAAGAAGACCAAACCCUGCUCGCACUUUGUCCCCAGACCCAUCGAAGUCUGCAUGUAUAAGGAGCCGUCGCUGCACGAGCUUGAAGAGAAGCUGUUGAAAUCAUCACGGAGCCCAACGAUGAACAGCGAGGAGCGUGCAGGGAUCCUAGAGCAACAGAAAGAGCAACCGGAGGACUCCACAGAGCAAGACGGGUCAUAGCCUGCAGCGCCCCCCACAGGAGGAGAAGGAGGAGGCGAAGGCGGAGGCGAACUCCCAUUUUAACACUCCCUCGGUUCAGCAGCAACAACAACAACGACGACAACAACCACUCCAACGACGACAACGCCACAGCGACGAUGGCACCGGCGACGACAAAGAAAACAAAGAAAAAAGAAAAAAAAAGUCAUAGAAAAAGAAAUCUUCUUGCUCAUAAAAAUAUUUUAAAUCUAAGGGGGCGAGGGGGGCUGAGGGAAGGGGCGGGGCUUCUUUGUGAAAUCAGGACAUUGAUUAUGAUGAUGAUUUACAUUUUAUGCAAAAAUCCCUGCUGAAACCGCAGCGGGAAGCUAGCACACCUAUUCUUCAUCGCCACUGUAAUCAUCACCACGGCCGCCAUUGUCAUUUCCUUCACGCUGACAGCAAAAUGUUUGAGUGGAGCAAGCGCUCGGAACUCCAAAGCUUUAAGCCAUGUAGAAAAUUCACUUCAUGUCAUUCGAUGAAUGCAACAACGCUCGCACUUUUGACACGUCACGCUUCUUCUUCUUCUUCUUCUUCUUCAUGUUGUUCUGUCCAAUUAGAAAAAGUUUCAGCUGAUUUGUCCUAUUUGAUUUUUGUUGUAUACGUUCUGUUGCAGACACUACUGUUAAAACGAGCUAGAGGGGGAACUUGCACAUGAGAGACAGCCUCGUCCCGGUGUGGACCACUGACAGUCGCUCUCUUGCUGAUCGUUUCAGUGAUCCUGUGUCCGUUUGUACGUCCUUGCAGCAGAAACAUAAAUCAUCUGUGAGAAGAUGGUCGGGUUUAAAAAACAGUACAUUAGUACAUACAAAUUUAUGAGGCUCAAGUUUCUGCCAAACGCGUUCUUGAACAUACGCACAGGGAGAGUUUUCAGACCGGUGUCCGUUCUUCAACGAUCGCAGCGUGGCCAAGAUGCCGGCAGUGCAUCAGUAGAGAUGAACUUGAAACUGACUAAGCAGGAAAAUAAUGUAAAAACUGAUGGUUUCUAAAAUGCAGGACAGUGAGGUGCACACAAAUGAAAUGAAGGACUAAAAAAAACUCUCUGCCUUUAGGGUAGUGAAUAUUGAUUGUGGUGGUAUAUUUAUAAGUUCUUCCAUGAUACAAAAGAAAGUCGUUGAAAAGAUAAGCAGCUUAUUGUGCCGCGCUGAUCCAGGUCUAACAGCACAGAAGAGAGCGACUCACUUACCUGUACAAGCGACACACAUGACUUGACAUGACACAGUAUGAUCAAAUAAAACUAAAUACAUGAUCCGGAAACAUCGGCUCACAGUCGACUCCACCUGCUGCUCUCUUUUUAGGUGAUUCAAUACAUUUUAUUUUUAUAUUUUACAUCAAAGAACGUCACAAGUUGUUUUUCCUUUAAAUUGUGUCCAUGAAGGUUCACAGUCAUGCAGGUGACUGUGUCUUUAAGAGUGUAGAAAUCAGCAGCGACAAACAUAUCCAAAUGAAACUCUACACUUUUGUAUAUUUUCCUUCUUCCUUUUUUUCCAAGCGAAUCAGAUCGUACUUUAGUCGCAAACACAUUUUUUAAAUGUUAGUAUUCCUGCUACUUUAGAGUCAGACAGACAGACGGAGAGACGGGUGAAUGUUUAUCAAAAAUCAGUUUAGGUGGUGAUGGACUUAAAGGCCUCUCCGCUGGAGACAUCGGUUACGCUGCACAUCUAGUCAAAGCAAAGUUCAGACGUUUGUUAUAAGGUUGUUGAACAAAACAAAUAUUGUUGUCAAAGCGGAAAAUAUUAUGGGAAACACGCAGAUGCGUUCAGGUGUCGGUUGACGGGCUGGUUGGUGACACUGCCCUGCUUCAUGUAGAUGAAACGCACUGCCCUGAAACGUCAUCAUACUUCUAAAAGUAAUAAACAUGAAAUCACCUUCACCAGGUUAAAGUUCACAGCCAGUCAUUUCAAAAAAGAUAUUUUUGGAGUGUCUUGUUUUCCAGAGUGGCGUCAUCGCACUGCCUUUUUUCCAACACUUAACCAAGUUCUUCUCUCACUUAAACUCGUGAAUGACCAGGUUUCCCAAAAGCAUGUUCAACAUUUUUUACGUUUACAGAAAAAAAAUGUCAGUGCCCACUUCAAAAGCAAAAUGAACCCUCUCUCUCUCUAUCACUGCCUUUGUUCUCCUGUGGAAUAUAUAUAUAUAUAUAUAUAAUUUUGUACAGGUUGUUUACAUCUUCAGGAUUUAAUGAUUUAACAACAAAAAAAACAACAAAACUGCUCCCCCACAAAGACUGAAAACACCACACUCAGGUCGUUUUUGGGAAACUUGGUCGUCUUCCGUCAGCCGACAUGAAAACAUACGUGAAGCAUUUGAUUGUCUGCAUGUGGGGAACUGUGAUGCAUGCUGCUAUUUGUGCUGUUUCUGCUGCAAUGUUUUAACCUGACGUGUCAGAAUGAAGUGUAGGGGUCAGGGACGAGGUCAAGGUCAGGGACGGGGUCGAGGUCAGGGCUUGUAAUUGGAUGCGACAGCCCCAAGUGUUUCCCUUCUUGUUUUGUUUUGUUUUUAUAUUGUGUAUUGUGUAUUUAGUGGAUGGAUGGAUGGACAGAUGUAGAGGGAAAGGGAACGUACCAAUCACAGUCCACCGCACUGCCUCAAGAAAGUCUUCCAGUUUGAAGUUUUGACUCUGUCCAUGUAGAGACGGCAGAGUCCAUGUCGUCUUAAGUUUGUCGUCUGUGAAUGUUUCUCUUCCCAAACUGUCGAUAUCUUAAUGUCGACGCCAUCUUUUAACAAAUGAAUCCAAAACAACUUAAUCUAAUGGUGCAUUCGAUUACCACGGGAGAAAACAUGGACGGGAAAAAGAUUUGCACCAGUUUGUCAGUUUUACUGUGUUUUUUAUUUUUUAAAUGACUUAAACGUUUGCGUGACACUAUGGUUGUGAAUAUUAGUGAUAAUGUUAAAUCCAUUCUCACCUUUAAGGCUGUUUCUUAGAACGGACAUUAAAGUUAACAAAGAACAACAGUCAACUCACACACUAAUUAAUUAGCAAUAGUCAUGAUGAUGAUAAUGUUAUCAUUAUCAUCAUCAUUAUGACAUUAUUAGUGAUCAUUAAAGUGCAGCUGAGUUGACCUGUUGACCUCCAAAGUCCGCCUGUAGGCAGCGCUGUUUGUCCGCAGCACUGCCAAAAGUCCACUGGCACAAAAUGAUGAUGUCAUUAAAGCAACGGAGAGGAGGAGGAGGAGGAGGGAGAGGAACUGUUGCCGAGUGGAAAUGUCGUGAUCUUUCUUUGUGUUUGCUGAUGUUUGCACCUUUUCUGAAACACAGUCAUCUAUCGCAUCAUAUAUAAGACAAAAAAAAACGCCAUCGCAAAUACGCCGCAGGAUUAAAAAGAUGAUUGAAAAAUAAAAAGAGAAUCAUAAGAAAUA
Solea senegalensis (Senegalese sole) is the source of this 4385-nucleotide messenger RNA. RefSeq names its product fibroblast growth factor 12-like. Gene Ontology annotation, molecular function: growth factor activity; fibroblast growth factor receptor binding. The transcript has 5 exons. Bases 418 to 1011 code for a protein of 197 amino acids. Gene Ontology annotation, biological process: cell differentiation; positive regulation of cell population proliferation; regulation of cell migration. NCBI's taxonomy places the organism in Eukaryota, Metazoa, Chordata, Actinopteri, Pleuronectiformes, Soleidae. The record is from RefSeq and is a predicted model, not a curated record. Gene Ontology annotation, cellular component: cytoplasm.